AUGCGAUGGCUGCGGCCGCUUUCGUGGGUCUGCUCGAAGUUGGUCCAAAGUCUAUCUAGAGAGAUCGAAGUCUAUUUGCAUCCUCCACGGGAACUUCAGGGCCAAAUCUUCGGCUGCCCGAUCAAGGCCGCUGCUAAGCAAGAACAUUACCACAUUCUCGAGUUCCUCCUAGGGAAUAUUGACUUCUCGGGAAGUGGACCCCUAUGGUCUCACCAUAUUCUAGACAUACUCAAUACAGCCGCUGAGACUUCUAAUGAUAAGCUACCCAGAGUAGCUUAUUACAGCGCCAAUCCCAAAUGCCCCAUAGUUCCGCGCGCGUGGGUCGGGAAGAAUGAAGAGUGCUCAGCCAAGCUCCCUGAGUCAAAUGUCCCGCCCUCUUUCAACGGCAUGUCCGGUCGCGACGUCUUCAUCCAACUUUGGCAUCUGCCCUCGCCAUUCGAAGACCUCAAGACCAAAGCCUUAUUCAAACUUUACCCAGUUCACUUCUCCUAUUUUAUCAAUUGCACCACAGCCAUAAUCAAGUAUCUCCUACAGCCCCGGGAUUCCCGCAGCUUCGAAGAGCAAAACCGGAAUAUCAUGAAUAGAGACGAAGAGCCCACGCCCCUGCAUCUCCAGCAUACGAUCAGCAAGGGUCAGCUCGUGAAGACGCGGCUACUUCUGGAUCAUGGGCUCAAGCUCGAACCAGGAAAGCGAAAAUACACUUACAAAGCUGACUGUAUCACGUGCAUUGUUGUUCCCACACCCCGUAUCAUCUUCGCAGUCCUGCUAGAGCGCACCGACUUCUUCCAUCUACUACGCCAGCACGGAGCUGUACUCGGCAGCCGUCGGGCAGGCGGGCUCGCACUGCGGCUAGCGGCGGAGGAGGGGCUCAAGUCGAUGGUCAGGCUGCUGCUAGAAGAUGGAAUUCCGGUCUUUGGCGCGAGUUGCGGGCUUUCGCCAUUUGGUCCUUUCAAAGGCGCGGGCAACAAGAAGGCGUUGACCUAUAUUGGACAUGGGGUGCGGCGUUUGCUUGUAGAUGUGGGUGGGUUGAACAGGACGGAUGAUAUGACGGAUCGUAUCUCCCCAAUUUGUGAGAGCUGA
Messenger RNA from Mytilinidion resinicola, 1080 nucleotides. RefSeq lists its product as uncharacterized. The record is from RefSeq and is a predicted model, not a curated record. NCBI's taxonomy places the organism in Eukaryota, Fungi, Ascomycota, Dothideomycetes, Mytilinidiales, Mytilinidiaceae. The coding region runs from base 1 to 1080 and encodes 359 amino acids. The transcript is spliced from 2 exons.